Belonocnema kinseyi is the source of this 2106-nucleotide messenger RNA. RefSeq lists its product as uncharacterized. The record is from RefSeq and is a predicted model, not a curated record. The transcript is spliced from 2 exons. NCBI's taxonomy places the organism in Eukaryota, Metazoa, Arthropoda, Insecta, Hymenoptera, Cynipidae. Bases 229 to 1842 code for a protein of 537 amino acids.
CUGCAGAGUGCAGCUCAAAAAAAGGUGUAACUUUCUUGACCUGCCCUAUUAUGCCUGAAAUUCAUCGGAAUUGACAUUUCUUGUUGAGCACCAGAAAGACGCGCAGGAUAGUAUGCACGUCCAAUAGUCUAGUUGACUAUUUCGCAAAUUUCGGAGCAAUUUUAUCCAUGAUGGCGUAAAUGAUAUAAAUCAGAUUCUCUAGCCAUAAUUGGAGAAUACUUAUACGGGAUGUCUUCUUCUGCACACCUUAAGAUGUCUCAGAGCUAUCAAAGCCUGGAGGAGCUCGAUUACGACCACUUCGCCGAGGAUUACUAUACAGAAAAAAUUCGAGAAGCAAUGCACAAUUUUAAAGAUUUGAAAAAUGACCAAGUCGAAGACCUGGCUUCUACAUUCACAUCUCAAGAAAAUGUUAAAACUUCUGAAGUGUUCACUUCUUUCGAAAAAGUUAAAUUUUCCGGGCACAAUGAUACCCAACAUCCAAUAAGUUUCAUCGAAACUAUUGAAAAAAUAGCAAUUGAGGAUAAAUUAAACGAAAGCGAAAAGCAAUAUUAUUUCAUUGAGUCACUUGUUGAUGAUGCUGAAUUGUGGCUAAAGAAUUGUUGUCGAUUCGGAAGUUACGAGGAGAUGAAAAAUGAUUUUUUAAACUUCUACUGGAGUCCAAGUAAAGAACAAUCUUUUCUAGAACAUCUGGAAGUAGGAAAAUACGACAAAAAUUGCGGGUUGUCGAUGUCAGAAUAUUUUUUAAAGUACUUCAAUGGGGCACAAUUCUUGGAGACAACUUUCUCCAAUGAAGAACUGAUUUCAGAUCUUCUCCAACACUUUGAUUUUAACGAGGAAGUAAAAACUGCAUUUGAUCUUCAAUCAGUGAAAACCCUCGAAGAAGCUUUAAAUGUUUUAAAAAAGAUUGAAGCUUUGAAAAGUUGUGCUCUUGAAGAAAUUAAAUCUAUUCCUGUCUCUAAAAACUCAAGAAAAUCCUCUCGCAAAAGUAAAAAUGAAGUUUCUAUCGCAACACUCGAUGAGUUUGUUGUCAUAUUUAUGAUAGGUGUUAGCCUCGGUUUAUUUUUUUCGUUCAUUCCUUCACUUUUUGUUGGUAAUUCUAAAUCUUCAGAACUUAUCAACAUUCAAAACAAUUAUACACUUCAAGAAAUUCCACAUUACCAGAAAUUCAAUCCUUUCGAUACAUUGAAAUUCUCCGGAAGAUUAAAUUCAACCCAUCCAAAAAGUUUUAUUCAAAAUUUCGAGCACAUAGCAUCCGAGGAAAAGUUAGAUGCACACGCCAAGAAAUAUUAUUUCAUUCAAUCACUCGUCGAGGAUGCUCAGAAUUGGUUGAAUAUUCGUGGCUAUGGAACCUAUGACGAAAUGAAAGAGGCCUUGCUUGAUUUUUAUUGGAGUUCAGAGAUUCAAAAAUCGUUUCUAAAUUAUUUGAGGGAUGGAAAGUACGAGGAAAAAUCUGGGUUGUCGCUUAGUGGAUAUUUUUACAAGUAUGUAAAUGAGGCGAAAUUUCUAGAUGAUGCUCCCAGCGAAGAAAAAGUGAUUUCUUAUCUUCUAAAGCACUUUGAUUUAAAAAGGACAAUACGAAUAUCACUCGAUGUUCGACCACCGCAGACUAUUAAAGAAGCUGUGGAUUUUUUAGCUUCGGAUAUUGCUCAUUUCGACCAGGAAUAUUUUAAUCUAGAGAUUGGUGUCAUUUGUUCACGUCUCUUAUUUUUCAUUCUUACAGUUUUAUCAUUUUUAUUUUUGUUUCAGUUUCUGAACAUUCUAAUUUUGAUGCAUUCACUUCUUCGAACGACGAUUCAGUUGGUUAAAUACCUUAAUAGCCAAGGUCAAUCUGGGAGCAAUUAGGAAAUAAUAUGUGGAAUUGUAUGCUGUCUGUAAUAUUAAUUAUUAUAAGGUACGAUUUAUGUUCGACAAUUUCAACCUUCGAAAUAUCACUUGUGCAAAUACCAAGAAAGUAAUUUCGACAUUUUUUGGAUAUAAUAUACAUACUAUAUAUUUAUGUACGCUUUAUUCAAGGAAAAGUAAAAGAUAAGAAAUAAAUCAAUUUUUUACUUUUAUGAAAAAAUGUUGUAGUGACGAUAUAAUGAUAAAUUAAACAAAACUUAAAAC